AGCAGCAUCCAUUCCAAUCGCGCAGGUUUGCCUUGGAGAAGAGGAUUUAGCAACGGCGGCGUCGCGAGGCGAAGGUUCCCCCAAAGGCCCGACGCAGCCAAUGAGCGGGCGGGAAGGGCGGGGCUUGAGAAGAUAGCGAGCGAGCGAGGGAGAGAAAGCGGGCGAGCGCGAGGUAGAUUAUUGUGGCGGCGCGCGGGGCAUGGCGCGAGGUGGCGAUGGCGGCGGCAGAGCGGGAACGGGGCUGAGGGAGAAGCGGUGUGGAUGAGGGUGAGGGAAGCCACCAUGAGCGCGGCGCGGGAGGCCCCCGCCAGGCAGACAUGGAGCCGGUCCAGCGCGGCGCUGAGGCGGGCUGCUUGCUUGGCGGCAGCGGCGUACGGGCUGAGGCUGCUCUGGCGCCUCAGGAAGAGGAGAAGAGCGGCGCCGCUUCCUCAGCAUCCUCUCCCUCCGCAGGAGGAAGACGCGGGCGGUGCUUUCCUCCUUCCUGAGGCGUCGUCGCUCUUGCUGCGGCCUUCCUCCUCCUCCUCGUCCUCGCCGCCGCUCCCUCGCGGCUCCCCGGCGGCCAACGCGGAGUUCUUCCGCCAGCUUCUGGAGCUGCGCCAGAUCCUGUUCCCGCAGCUGCUGGGCCGGGAGAGCGGCUGGCUUGGCCUGCACUCGGUGGCCCUGGUCUCGCGCACCUUCCUCUCCAUCUACGUGGCCGGCCUGGACGGCAAGAUCGUCAAGAGCAUCGUGGAGAAGAAGCCCCGCCGCUUCGCCUGGCAGCUGCUCAAGUGGCUGGCCAUCGCCGUCCCCGCCACCUUCGUCAACAGCGCCAUCCGCUACCUGGAGGGACAGCUGGCCCUGGCCUUCCGCACCCGCCUCGUCGCCCACGCCUACCGCACCUACUUCGCCGACCAGACCUACUACAAGGUCAUCAACAUGGACGGGAGGUUGGCCAACCCGGACCAGUCCCUCACCGAGGACAUCGCCAUGUUCUCCCAGUCGGUGGCCCACCUCUACUCCAACCUCACCAAGCCCAUCCUGGACGUGGUGCUCACUUCCUACACCCUCAUCCAGACCGCCCGCUCCCGAGGGGCCAGCCCCGUGGGGCCCACCCUCCUGGCCGGGCUGGUCGUCUACACCACCGCCAAGGUCCUCAAGGCCUGCUCGCCCCGCUUCGGGAAGCUGGUCGCUGAGGAGGCCCAGCGCAAGGGCUACCUGCGCUACGUCCACUCCCGCAUCAUCGCCAACGUGGAAGAGAUAGCCUUCUACCGGGGCCACAAGGUAGAAAUGAAUCAACUCCAGAAAAGCUACAAAGCUCUGGCAGACCAAAUGAACCUCAUUUUGUCCAAACGUUUGUGGUACAUCAUGCUAGAACAGUUCCUGAUGAAGUAUGUAUGGAGCAGCAGCGGUUUGAUCAUGGUAGCCGUACCAAUCAUCACUGCAACAGGAUUUGCAGAUGGCGAAUUAGAAGAUGGUCAGAAACAAGCAAUGGUGAGUGAACGGACGGAAACAUUCACUACUUCACGGAAUUUAUUGGCUUCUGGAGCAGAUGCUAUUGAGAGGAUCAUGUCUUCUUACAAAGAGGUCACAGAGUUAGCAGGCUACACAGCUCGUGUGUACAACAUGUUUUCAGUUUUUGAUGAAGUGAAGAGAGGCAUUUACAAAAGAUCAGCUGUUUUUCAAGAAUGUGAUAGCAACAACAAGAAGAAUGUAAAAACAGGAAGACAUAUUGAUGGUCCCUUAGAAAUCAAAGGAAGAGUGAUAGAUGUUGAUCAUGGAAUUAUCUGUGAAAAUGUUCCUAUUAUUACCCCAAAUGGAGAUGUGGUGGUUUCCAGGCUAAACUUCAAAGUUGAGGAAGGGAUGCAUCUUCUAAUCACUGGGCCCAAUGGCUGUGGGAAGAGCUCUCUCUUCAGAAUUCUCAGUGGCUUAUGGCCUGUCUAUGAAGGAGUUCUCUACAAACCACCUCCCCAACAUUUGUUCUAUAUUCCACAAAGGCCUUACAUGUCCAUUGGAACACUGCGGGAUCAAGUUAUCUAUCCUGACUCAGUAGAUGACAUGCAUGAAAAAGGGUACCAAGACCAGAACCUUGAGUGUAUCCUGCAGAUUGUUCAUUUAAAUCACAUAGUACAAAGAGAAGGGGGGUGGGAUGCUGUGACAGAUUGGAAAGACGUCCUGUCUGGAGGAGAAAAACAGAGGAUGGGCAUGGCUCGUAUGUUUUACCACAAGCCCAAAUACGCUUUGCUAGAUGAAUGUACAAGUGCUGUCAGCAUUGAUGUUGAAGGGAAGAUAUUCCAGGCAGCAAAGGGAGCAGGGAUAUCUUUGCUUUCAAUAACACACAGACCAUCUCUUUGGAAAUACCACACUCACUUGCUACAGUUUGAUGGGGAAGGAGGCUGGCGCUUUGAACAGUUGGACACUGCUAUCCGCUUAACCCUCAGUGAGGAGAAACAAAGACUAGAAUCCCAGCUUGCAGGAAUGCCAAAAAUGCAACAGAGACUGAAUGAACUUUGCAAAAUCUUAGGUGAAGAUUCUGUGCUUAAAACGAUGGACAAAGAGGAAUAAAUGAUUUAGUUUUUA
Messenger RNA from Anolis sagrei ordinatus, 2556 nucleotides. RefSeq names its product ATP binding cassette subfamily D member 2 (gene ABCD2). Gene Ontology annotation, biological process: very long-chain fatty acid catabolic process; peroxisome organization; fatty acid beta-oxidation. Gene Ontology annotation, cellular component: peroxisomal membrane. Gene Ontology annotation, molecular function: long-chain fatty acid transmembrane transporter activity; ABC-type transporter activity; ATP hydrolysis activity. NCBI's taxonomy places the organism in Eukaryota, Metazoa, Chordata, Lepidosauria, Squamata, Anolidae. The record is from RefSeq and is a predicted model, not a curated record.